This is a messenger RNA of Hyaloscypha bicolor E, 1658 nucleotides long. RefSeq lists its product as uncharacterized. Gene Ontology annotation, molecular function: oxidoreductase activity. NCBI's taxonomy places the organism in Eukaryota, Fungi, Ascomycota, Leotiomycetes, Helotiales, Hyaloscyphaceae. The coding region runs from base 59 to 1522 and encodes 487 amino acids. The record is from RefSeq and is a predicted model, not a curated record. The transcript has 3 exons.
CUCUCAUAAUGUCUGCAAACCUUUGAUUUCCUUCGCCUCCAUCACCACUCAAGACAGGAUGGCUUCAGAUUUCCAAACAGCCUUUGAGGUCCUCCGAGGAUCCGUCACAGAAGGGAGGGCAGAGAAUAUGCGCUACAGGCAGAACGAGCUCUACUCUCUUCACUUGGUGUUGCGAGAGAAUGCAGAGCCCAUCUGUGAAGCUAUCACCAAAGACCACGCCGGUCCGACCGUGAAAGCUGAGACGGAGUUCUUCUUGGCAAUGGACGCCGUGCGGAUAUCCUACGAGAGGUUAGACUUCGAUAAAUCAAUGGCAGAGGAAUAUUUUGUCAAAUUUGGGAAGGACAAUAGGGAAAGAAGGGCAGCUCUAGGCUUGGUUGCUAUUCGACCAUCAAGGCACAAUCGAUUCUAUUCGGUCAUCACCCCUCUCGUGGCUGCUCUUCAAGCAGGGAACUGUGUCAUUAUUGAGCUUGGUCGCUCCUCGCCAGCAGUUGAUGGCGUAUUGCUAGACAUCCUCCCGAAAGCUUUGGAUCGAGAUACUUUCCACAUCAUCACAGACAAAAUCGGAGAACAAUACAAAGACCAUAUCAAUCUUUUGGUUGACCAAGACACCUCGGAGAUCUCUUCACCUGCCAAGGGUUUACAAUCACCGCCGCAAGGCCGGACGGUCUGCUUUCUCGAUCGGACUGGAGACGUCGAACUUGCUGCCAAGACUAUCACAAGCAGCCGAACCUUACCAGAUUUCUCGUCUCCGUACUCUCCAGAUCUUGUGCUAGUCAAUGAGUACCUCAAGGAAAACUUCAUUGCUCGCUGUUUGGAUUUUGCCACUCAAGUCGAACCGUCAUGUCCAUCCAAAGCUGCCUCAUCCGACGAUCUUGAGUUUCAGAAGAUUCUCAAGCAGACAGAAGCUCGUGGAGAAGUCGCCAUCCACAAACGAAACAAUGAUUUCAGCAUCAUUGAACUGAAGAUCAGAUCUUCAAAGUUCACAACCCUCAAAGUAAAAGGCCCCUAUAUUCUACUCCUCCCAACCACAGGAAUAGUAGAUUCAGUCACACUGCAACGCUCAUUGCCGACACUCCUCUCUUCCUACAUUUUCGCCAGUCCUUCUGCAAGCAAAUUCAUUGCCGAACAAAUUCCAUCACAUGCCACCUAUAUAAAUCAAGUUCCACCACAACUUCUUAGUAUAUUAGCCCUCCCAACUAUUUUUUCCAAGCUAACAAGAGAAUCAGUCGGUCCACCAUCCCCUACGAAUCAUUCACACGCCCUCCACCCUCGGUUCACAUCUGAUAUGUUCUCGACACCCCGACCACAAUUCAUCACGCCUCCAGCCACUUUACCUGCACCCUCAAAACUCAUGGAAAUUGCUUUGAAACAACUAAAGCCAACAAGACAGAGGCCAGGGCAUGCAAUUGGAUUUUUCGAGCAGGGAAUCUUGCUCGGUUUAACUUCAACCGCUCUCGUGGUGCUUCCUCUGCUAGGUUGGGGAGCGUUCAAAGCCGUUAAAUUUGGUUUGAGAUAUUUAUGAGAUAGGCAUGGCGAUGAUAUAGAAGUACGGAGAUCGCGGCAUAAAGUAUCAAGAAUACAGGUCUGCCCAUUAUUUAUGAAUUAAUGCAAAAUUAUAAGUGGUAGGCAUAACUCAACUCCUCGGGCCCAGUUAUCGC